Molecule: messenger RNA, 2559 nt
Organism: Quercus lobata
Lineage: Eukaryota; Viridiplantae; Streptophyta; Magnoliopsida; Fagales; Fagaceae
Product: L-type lectin-domain containing receptor kinase IX.1-like
Exons: 5
Coding region: 1-2559 (852 amino acids)
Biological process (GO): protein phosphorylation
Molecular function (GO): protein kinase activity; ATP binding; carbohydrate binding
Source: RefSeq, a predicted model, not a curated record
AUGGGUGUGUACAACCUCAAUGCCAAAGUUUCAAUCAUGGCUGUUUACACCCUCACGAUGAAACAUUUCCGAUUUCCACAGCUUUUCAUCCUUUUUUCUCUAUUUAUGAUCACCAAUCUUUUCUCUGUACUAACCCCAUUUACAUUUACAAGUGCUUUGUCCUUCAACUUCACUAGUUUUAGCUCUCAGGAACUUAAUAUAUCAUACGAGAAAGCUUACGCUGAUGAAGACCAAGUAAUCCAGCUCACAGGCAGCACGCUGAAAGAAGGGUUGGCAGGUCGAGCCACUUAUUUCAGACCCAUGCACCUGUGGAACAAGGCCUCCGGAAACCUCAAAGAUUUUUCUACCCAUUUUACCUUUGUCAUUGAUUCGCAGAAUCAAACAAAAUAUGCGGAUGGGUUGACCUUCUUCCUCGCACCUAAUGGUUCCAAACGUUCUACGGGUACCUAUAGUAAAAAUCUGGGUCUCUAUAACUACCCACCGUCAAACUCACAGGAUAGUUGUUUUGUUGCAGUGGAAUUUGCUAUUUGGAGCAAUUUCCAAUGGGAUCCGCCUGGGGCACAUGUAGGUAUUGAUAUCAACUCCAUGAAAUCUGUUAAUGUGCCAUGGUUGAGUAAUAUUUCUAUAAUGGAAGGGAAAACAAAUGAAGCUUGGAUUAGUUACAAUUCAAGCUCAAAAAAUUUGAGUGUUGUCUUUACUGGUUUUAAAAACAAUGUUACUGUUUUGCAAUCGCUUUCUCGUAUUGUUGAUUUGAGAAAUUACCUACCUGAGAGUCCAAUUACCUACGAGAAAGCGAAAUGUGAUGGUUUAGGGUAUGAUUUCUCUUCUCGUAGUAUUGCUUCUACCAAUACUACUGUUUUUGUUCCUCCUGCUAAUAAUGUUGAAACUGAGAAUAAUGAUGUUAAGAAUGAAUUAGCUAAUGAGAACAUAGACAAAGACCUUAACAUAUCAUAUGAACAGAACGCUUACGCUGAUGAACACCAAGUCAUUCAACUCACGGGCAACGUGGCAUGGCAGGUGGGUCGAGCCACGUAUUUCAGACCUAUGCACCUGUGGGACAGGAACUCUAGAAAACUCACAGAUUUCGCUACGCAUUUUUCCUUUGUCAUUGAUUCGCAGAAUCAAAAUUACUAUGCAGACGGGAUGGCCUUCUUCCUCGCACCUAACGGUUCCAAAAUACCUACAGGUACCAAAGGUGGCUCUCUGGGUCUCUUUGACCUAAACUCAACGAGUAAUCGUUUUGUUGCGGUGGAGUUCGAUAUUAUGAGAAAUGAAUGGGAUCCGCCUGAGGUACAUUCACUUUCUUAUACUGUUGACUUGAGAAUCCACCUACCUGAAUGGGUUACUUUUGGAUUCUCAGCCGCAACAGGCUAUAAUUAUGCUAUACAUACUAUUCAUUCUUGGAAUUUUAGUUCAAGUUUGGAAAUUGAAAAUAACAAUACCGACCCAAAUGGCCCCAAUCCAGUCCUCCCAAGCUCUAGGCUCAUCAGAACAUGGAAAUUGCCCAGAAAACGGAGGGGUAAUGAAGAUGAUGAUGCCCUUGAUGAAGAAUUUAAAAGGGAAGUCGGACCUAGGAGGUUUUCGUAUGAUGAAUUGGCUCGUGCGACAAACGAUUUCAACAGCAAAGAAAAGCUUGGCCAAGGAGGAUUUGGUGAGGUUUAUAAGGGAUUUUUAAGGACCUUAGACUCUAUUGUUGCUAUCAAAAGGGUAUUAGAAGGGUCUAAACAGGGCAUAGGGGAGUAUGUAUCUGAAGUAAAAAUUAUCGGUCAAUUGAGACAUAAGAAUUUAGUGCAACUCAUUGGAUGGUGUCAUGAAAAAAGUAAAGGACAACUAUUACUCAUUUAUGAUUUCAUGCCCAAUGGAAGUUUAGAUUCACAUCUUUUUAGAGAAGAUACCUUAUUGGUAUGGGAAGUGAGGUACAAAAUUGUACAAGACUUGGCCUCAGCCUUGCUUUACUUGCAUGAAGAAUGGGAAAGUUGUGUGUUGCAUAGGGACAUAAAAUCAAGUAAUAUUAUGCUUGAUUCAAAUUUCAAUGCCAAACUUGGGGAUUUUGGAUUAGCUAGGCUUGUGGACCAUGCUAGGGGAUCACUAACUACUAAUUUGGCAGGUACCCAGGGCUAUAUGGACCCAAGAUGUGUCACAACCCGAAAGGCAAAUAAAGAAUCAGAUAUCUAUAGUUUCGGAAUUGUUGCAUUGGAGUUAGCUUGUGGAAGAAAACCAGUCAUCCACGAGGCCCCAGAAGAUCAAAUAGUCAUGUUGGAGUGGGUUCGGGAGCUCCAUGGAAGAGGAGAAGUACUUCUUAAUGCGGCUGACCAAAGGUUGGGUGGAAAUUUUGAUGAACAACAAAUGAAGUGUUUGUUGAAUGUAGGGCUUUGGUGUGCUCACUCUGAAUAUGAUCGUAGGCCUUCAAUAAGGGAAGCAAUUCAAGUGCUCAAUUUUGAAGCUCCAUUGCCUCUUCUUCAAUUAGAUACCCCUCUGUCAUUAUAUCGUACUCGAACAGUGAAUGAAGCUACAACUUUGCUUUCAACCUCUAGUGGUGCUACUAAUUCUACAAAAUGA